ACAUUUCAGUACUUGUAUUUUAUCUGUUUUUUUACUUACAAUUCUCCUCUUAUUUUCUUAUCCAUAUGUUUCUCUUUCUCUCUUCGUUCUCCUUUGCAUUAUUCGUCCAUUUAUAUUUUUACAUUUUUUAAUCUUAUUCUCAGAUAACUUGUUUUUCUAAUUAUUGUUGUUUCUUUUUUUUUAAUUCUCGAAUGAAAUCUCUGCAUAAUUUCUGUCAUGUUUUUCACAACUUAUAUAUCGAUACUUUCAGUCAUAUUUUCUUUUCUACAUCUCUGGCUUUCCUUCUUUCUUCAUCCUUAAUUCUUUUCUCUUUCUUCAUUUUUAAUCAAACUCACUUCUUGAAGAAAAUGCUCACAAUAACACACAUACACACAUUCCAUAUUACAAAUAAAUUUAUUAUUCAAUUUUAUUUUGUCUUUUACGCAUUAAUUAUAUUAUUAUAAAACAAUUAAAAUUAUUAUAGAUUUUAAAAUUUAACUUGUAUAUUAUACAUGCUUUCGUUCUAUUGAUGUAAAAAAUUUUGUACAUCGCGUUUUUAAUGCCGUUCAAAAUCAGUUAUUGUAUGGUUAUAGAAUUGUAUGGUUAUAAUAUUGGUUAUAGAAAAUGUGUACAUACAUAAACUGAAAUUUAUAAAAAUCCAUGAUUUGACUUAUUCUUCUGUCAUCUAUCACGUGCGUUAAUGUACUGCACAAGCACUGUCGUUCAAAGACAGAAAAAACUUGGAAGAAAAAUCAAUGAGUUGAAAUACGCAAAGUUACUAAAUGAAACCGAACAAAGUGGAAGUAUAAUGUUUCUCCCCUCUUCUGUGUUUAUUCAUUAUUCUCUGUACUUUGAGUCUCAUCGAUUACUAUUCGAACUUGAUGUACUUUCUGCUUGUAUAUUAACUGUAAUAUUUUUUUUUAUUACGUUGUAGGAAACGUCGAAUAGAGAGAUGAAUGGUGAAGAUCCUUCUAACUAAAUAUUUUUUUUCUUUUUCUCUUUUUUUCUGUUUUCUAGCAUCUAAAACCGUGAGAGUAUAUAAUCAUGAUCAUAAUAUGGGUGCUUUCGAUUUCCUUGAACACGCAAUUUCCACGCAGGCUGAAAAAUUUUCUUAUGAUUAUCACUAUGAAUUUAACAUUCGAUGUGCGUGUAGUACACCUACAUUUGCUUGAAUUUUUAAAGCAAAUUGCUCAUUGCUUGACCGACCAGUAGGGUCAUCGAUUUGAGAGGUACACUUUUAAUUUUUUUUUCUACGAGCGUUACAGGAAAGCCACAGCAAUUGCAUAUGAAAUUUAAAUCUACAUGCGAAUAUUUAAUAAUUGUGAGGAGAUUAGAAUAUGUUCUUUGUUUUGCCUUCUCUCAAAGAUUUUUAUUUUGUGCAGUGACGAUCAGUACUGUACAUCGUAUGAAUGAUCAGUUUUAUUCAGUGAUACUCUUUAGUCAUACGUAUAUUUUUUUUUUUAACGGAGAUAAACAGCAAUAAAAAGGUGAAAACAAAAAGAACAUGAAACAAACACCUACAAGUACCAUUAACCGAGCCGUAGAAAUUCCGCUUCGAAUUUUUGGUAUCUGGCCAGGAUCAUCAUACAUUCCAUUCUGUAGACUAUUUUGGACGAUUAUAAUAGCGGCUACUCAAUCUUUUCAAUAUCGAUAUGUUAUUAAGCGCUUAUAUACUGUCGAUCUGUCCGAACUAAUGGAAUGCUUAAGUGUUGCCUUAACGUAUAGUCAAUUUUUUUUUAAAAUCAUCAAUUUUUGGCUUAAUCAGCGAACAUUCGGCAAGAUAUUGGCGAUGAUGGCGAUGGAUUGGAAGGAAAGCAGCAAUGCCGAUUUUAGUAAACGUGCGACAAUCAGCAAAGCCAUUUUAUCGCAUAAUAUUUCUAAUUUAUGUUUUGGUAGUGUUGUAAUAGCCGUAAUAUUCUAUAAUGUUAGCGUUUUCACUUACAACUCGUUUAAUCUAGACGAAACUGAUAUAUCCAUGCGACCGCUAAUUCUAAAGAUGGAUUUUCCAUUCAGCGGUGAUACACGAUUUGCUUAUGAAAUUAUAUUGCUUUCACAAGUUUUUUGUACAGUACUCACUGCUUGUGGCAAUGUCAUGCUGAAUACUCUCCUUAUUGUCUUGGUACUACAUUUAGGUGGCCAAAUCGAAAUUCUCAGUAAAUGGAUAACAGAAGUUAUUUCAGACGAAAACGAAUAUAAACUAAACCUAACGACAGUAAAGACAAUAAUUGAAAAACAUCAGAAUAUUAUUACUUUUUCAAAAAGUAUCGAAAAUAUAUUUUCCGACAUUGCGUUGGUUCUAUUCGUAGCAGACACUUUGACUAUCUGUGGUAGCGGUUUUGUACUUGUUACGUCCAUUGGAAGGCCUGAUACUGUUUCGAUUGUAAUGAAGAUUCUUGGAUUUUACUUUAUAAUAAAUUUUGAAGUAUUUAUGUUCUGUUUUGCUGGAGAAUACUUAAGCUCUAAGAGUAAAGUAAUCGGUGACGCUGCAUACAGUUCUCGUUGGUAUCAAUGCAAAUUUCAAGACAGCCGGGUUAUCUUGUUUCUGAUAAUGAGAUCGCAAAAUCAAAUGUCAAUUACAGUUGGGAAAUUUAUGGAUCUUUCCUUCGAACGAUUUGUCAGCGUAAGAAUACUAUUAAAAUAUUUUGUUUUAAAAAUACUUCUAAUUUUUUUUCAAAUACGAUGUUUAAUAUCUUUUACUACUUACAAUGCUGUAGUUUUUAUAAUAAAUAAAUAUUUUACACAUACGUUGAUAUGUAAUAUUAAUUGCACUUACGUAUGCCAAUUUAUUGACGAAUUCAUAAUUUUGUUAUAGAUUUUGAAAGCUUCAGCAUCCUACGUAUCAUUUAUGCUAGCAUUAUAUUGAAGACAAUGUAAGUGUUUAAUACAAUAACCGUAAUAGAAUAGUAACUUAUAUGUUAAGUAUAAACAUCGAAUAAAAGUAUUUUAUUGUAAUCG
This is a messenger RNA of Monomorium pharaonis (pharaoh ant), 2934 nucleotides long. RefSeq names its product odorant receptor 4-like. Bases 1484 to 2791 code for a protein of 435 amino acids. Gene Ontology annotation, molecular function: olfactory receptor activity; odorant binding. The transcript has 5 exons. Gene Ontology annotation, cellular component: plasma membrane. The record is from RefSeq and is a predicted model, not a curated record. NCBI's taxonomy places the organism in Eukaryota, Metazoa, Arthropoda, Insecta, Hymenoptera, Formicidae. Gene Ontology annotation, biological process: detection of chemical stimulus involved in sensory perception of smell; sensory perception of smell.